Poecilia latipinna (sailfin molly) is the source of this 6019-nucleotide messenger RNA. RefSeq names its product septin 3 (gene septin3). Gene Ontology annotation, molecular function: GTP binding. The record is from RefSeq and is a predicted model, not a curated record. The transcript is spliced from 11 exons. Lineage: Eukaryota; Metazoa; Chordata; Actinopteri; Cyprinodontiformes; Poeciliidae. The coding region runs from base 30 to 3044 and encodes 1004 amino acids.
GUGGUUCCAAUCAUUUUAUAUACAACAGAAUGAGUGUUUUUCAUCGUCAUAAACCUCUGAUGUCGGGUACAUCUUCAUCCUGCAGACAAACAAACGAGCUUCCUAAAGUCUGCCAGUCACCUCCUCUUUCUCUGUCUUCUCCUGUGAUCAAGAAGAAGGCUAUCCUACUCCCAUCGUUUGAUGAAAAGGGGCUCAUCUUUGAAAAGGGCAACACUAAACUCUCAGCUGUUAACAGAUGUAGUGAUGUGAUUUCCUCCAAGACCUCAUGUCAGCUCAUGCGAGGCAAAGAGAGUCUGAAUUCACAGAGAAACUACGGGGAGAGAGCUUCAACACUUCCAAGGACAAAGUCCUCAACACACAACUCUCUGACCGUUUCUGCUAAACCCAACAUCUGCGUUUCCCCUGCUCCACAGCCAAAUUCCUCUCCCACACUCCGCACUUUGAAACCAAGACCAAGGGAUUCUCUUCUUCCCCCCUCCUCGGUGUUGGGGGAUUUUCACCCGAUACCACAGCAGCCAGACCAAAAGCCAAGAGUGUCGCCAACUCUGACAGUCCCAACACCCAGACGGACCCCAUCACCCUCAUCGGCUGCCGACAGCCAACAAGAGAGACAGCCAUCCCCUGUUGCUCAGGAGAGACAUGCUCGAUCUAUUUCCAUAUCUAACACGGCAGUGGAGCCGGCCAGCAAGAUCAAGCAUGACGUCCUUGACCAAGGAGCGUUGCUGGACUUCACUCAUCCUGGGAAUAGAAGAGUCUGCAGAGAGACCCGACAGACUGACUCUUGCAGGCUUCCGGCGUUAUGUCACGAUUCCUGCAAAGCUCAAAGUAAAGCUGGAUUGAAGAAAACAGAAAUUACAGUAACAGAAAAACCAAAGACUCCAAACAGGAAUUCAAAUAUUGCUACCAUGUUGACACCAAAACCAAUAGCAGAACUGCAAAAGCAAUAUGAACCAAAGGAAGUGACGAGGCAUUUUGAUGCUUUUCCAUCAGAGCUUGAUGCCUCUUCUAUCAAGUCAAAGCUUCGAAGUAGGUUAACAGACUACAACCUCAAGAGCAAUUACACACACACUUCUGAAUGUACCACCUUUGAUCAAUCAUUUCAGAAAACAGAUUGCAGUAAAAGGACAAAGCUGGCCAAACCGUCCCUUUCUGCAGAUUCUCAGAUAAGUCUCAAUUCAGACAAAAGUGAAACAAGAAGAAGACAAUUUAAUUUGGACACUGAAACAAGAGUAAAAGCAGAAGCUUUAAACAGCAAGUCCUCUCAGAAUCAAAUGUCUGCACCAAACCAGGCCCUGAGGCAUUCCACCCAGAUGGAUGUAAAGACUGCGGUAAGGCGAUCUGAGUGUGCAUCACAGGAUUUCAGCUGCCAGUCAAGCGACUUCGGUCAGAUACCACCGAUGUCUGGUAGUGCACAGAGAUUAAAUCAAGUUAAGACACAUAUAGAGGCACCUCAGAGCCUGGGGAUCCUCCAGUCUGCAUCUGAUGAACCUCUUUAUUCCCAGGAUGGAACCUUUUCACAUCCUGACAUCCAGGCUAAACACCCCUGGAAUCAGGAGAUGACUAAGCAAUGUGAAAACCGCAGAGAGAUGAACUUCAGUCACACAGUUCUGAAUCAAUCGGGUGUUUGCAAGAUUGUUUACCAGCCUUCUGCAGAGACACAAGCUUGUCAACAAAAACACCAAGCAAAGUACUCUGGCCCAGACAGAGCGUUUAUCACAGACGAUUCAGAAGACCCCUAUUACGUCACCAUGUACUACCCAGACUCAGUGUAUGUAGACAUGUCAGACAUAGUUCCACCAGAGGUUAGACCCAAGCCUGCUGUCCCUGCCAAGCCCCCAAUUGUGGGCGCUCCUUCCCCUUCUAGUCCCUUCCCACCCCAGGGCCCAGGUGUGGGAGCCGGUGGCAUCGUUACGCCCCCUCAAAGCGCUAUUCCAGUUCCCAUUGGAAGUCACGGCCCCAGCCACCCUGUCGGUAACAGCGUGGGUCACAGUGUGGGCCACAAUGUGGGCCACAGCGGCGGUCAUGCUGGGGGUCAUGUUGGGGGUCAUGCUCCAGCUCACAGUGCGGGUCAUGGUCAUGGAGGAUCCCACAGCUCCGGAGGGGGCUCCACCCUGCUUGGCUACAUUGGUAUUGACACCAUCAUUGAGCAGAUGAGAAAGAAGACCAUGAAGACUGGCUUUGACUUCAACAUCAUGGUUGUUGGUCCCAGCGGCCUUGGAAAGUCGACUCUGGUGAACACCUUAUUCAAGUCCCAGGUGAGCAGGAAGAGUGCAGGAUGGUCACGUGACGAAAAGAUCCCCAAAACUGUAGAGAUCAAGUCAGUGUCUCACGUGAUUGAAGAGGGCGGAGUCAAGAUGAAGCUGACGGUUGUUGACACUCCCGGCUUCGGAGACCAAAUCAACAAUGACAACUGCUGGGAGCCCAUUUCUAAGUACAUCAAUGAGCAGUUUGAGAAGUUCUUGAAAGAAGAGGUGAACAUCACCAGAAAGAAGCGAAUCCCCGACACCAGAGUGCACUGCUGCCUCUACUUCAUUCCCCCAACUGGACACUCUCUUCGACAACUGGAUGUGGAGUUCAUGAAGCGCCUGAGUCACUCAGUGAACAUCAUUCCAGUGAUCGCAAAGUCUGACACAAUGACUGUCGAGGAGCGACAAGAGUUCAAACAGCGUGUUAGGAAGGAGCUGGAAAUGAACGGGAUUGAGUUUUACCCGCAGAAAGAGUUUGAUGAUGACAUAGAGGACAAGAGUGACAACGACAAGAUCAGGGAAAUGAUGCCCUUUGCUGUGGUGGGAAGUGACAAAGAAUACCAAGUGAAUGGGAAGCGAGUCCUGGGGAGGAAGACGCCGUGGGGAAUCAUAGAAGUUGAAAAUCCAAACCAUUGUGAGUUUGCUCAGCUGAGAGAUUUCCUGAUCAGGUCCCACCUCCAGGAUUUGAAGGAGGUCACUCACAACAUUCACUACGAGACGUACCGUGCCAAGAGACUGAACGACAACGGAGGUCUGCACCCCAUCACUUCAAAUGACACCCAGGAAAGCAACCUGUAGGCAGGCGGUGAAAGAAUCGAUCAGGAUGAAAACAGUGCAAUGAAGCUCACAUAGAAAUCUAUAAGAAAAUUUAUGAUUUUCACCCCCAGCUUUGCUGCAUGAGUGAAAUAACUGUUAGUCUGUAAAACUUGGUGUCAACCUGUUUGCCUCCCUCUCCAUGUUAAACCCAUCCAACAUAUGCGCAUCUUUUCCCCCAAGGGACACCAUCUGAUGAGGGUUUUAAUGGAAAAUCGGUGAUAUGCCUCAGCCAAGAUAAAACGUGAUUACAUUACAUCUUCGACUUGUGCAAAUGCAGCUGGCUUUAGGAGACGCUUGCUGCCGCUCUCCCCUCUCUUCCACGGGGUAUUUGCAGAUGUCUGUUUACAAAUGAAUUGCAAUAACUCCUAAAGAGAGUCAGCAGUUCACAUUCUGUCAACAUGUAAUAACAAGCAUAUCAAGCUGAGCUCAGACUACAACUCUGAAGCCUUUUUUUCCUGAAUAGUUAGACGCAGCAUUUUACACAAACUAAUGUGAUCUCCAGCCAAAUUUAUUUUCUCCAGCACAUUCACGAUCCGUGUCACCUGACCUCUGCUUUGCGUCCAUUCCUCGUUUAAGUUUUCACACAGCAACGUGAGGGAUUACGGCUGAAAUUGGCUCAUUUUUGAGGAGGUUUGUAGUUUAUGUUUUUUUGUCACUUUUCUUUAAUGUUGUGUUCAAUGACAGCAACAAAAAUGUUGAAUUUUGUGUAGAGAGCAAUUUAUAAGACAAUAAUGAGUCCGAUUUUCAAGUCUGGGUGUAAAACACUAUACUGUCAAUGCUUUCUGACUUUAAAUGUAAUAUGUGAGUUCUGAUUAUAAUGUAACGUUACGUAGUACAACAGAGGCAUGAGGAUAUGAAGUCAAACUGUGGCUGUCAUGCGGAUAGGAAGCAGAGAUGCAGCAGUUCAUCAGCCAUAGAUCCGAAGUGGAUAAUUUUCCACAUUGAUCGUCAUUGAUCAGCUAAGAACUCCCACCAUACAUAAUGAAAUUUGAUGCUCUUUAAUCAGACUUUGAUGGUCAUGAUCUUGCAGGUUCUUUUUUGAUUGAUUCAAAAUUGCUUCAAAACAUCUGACCGGGUGAAAAUCUGAAUCUGCAGGUCAAAUCCAAAAUAGUUCAGAAUUGGUAAUGGUUUGAAAAGGCCUGAUCAAUGCAUCUCAGCUAAGAUGACAUUUUGUCUGCUUCAAAAAGGACUAUUUCUACCUGGAAACUUGCACUGAAAUAGAUUUUUUUUUUUUGAAUGGGUGACCAAAACUCACCAUACUAUUGUGUGUGUGUGUUUUUUUUUUUUUUUUUUUUAUUUCUUGGCUGCAAAGACCGAAAUAUACGCCGUCGAGCAUUAGAAGUUGAAAUAAUAAGAUUUUUUUUUGUUUGUUUUAUGGUUUAAUUACGUAAAACCAGUAACGGUGAGACAUAGUGCCAUUUUAAAUGAACUUUUUUUUUAAUCUGUUUUCAUAACUGGUCUCACUUGUUAAAAACUUAGAAAGUGCCACAUUAAGAAGUGUACAAUUAACUAAUAGAGAUUCUAGUAUUGUAUCUGAAUUUCUGUGCAGCGGGGAGUAACAAGCCAGCUCUGCUAAAGAUUAAAAUUCUCUGCAGCUGCUGCUUGAAUACACAAAGGAUCCCUGUGGCUUUGUUGUCAGAAGGUCCUAACAAACCUAACAAGCUGUGCUGUCUUCUUCAAUUACCAACUCCAGUAAAGAAAAGUUUCUGUAAUAUUCCCUCACCCGGCUCAAUUCGGCCUUUUUUUUUAAACUGGAGACAGCAGCGGUUUUAUCUACUUUAUAUUACAGUAGAUGAGGACUUAGGUUUAAAUGGGAAUGAUGCAGCUGAACACUUGCAUGGGCUUAGUGUGCUCCUGCAACGACACCUUGAGUAUGUUUAACUAGAUGAUCAUAGAUUCAGAUGGAUUUUUAGUAAUUGUGAAUAUUUUUACACUUAAACAGAUGACAGGCUUUUAGAUUAAUUGCGGUAUAUAUUCAAAUAUAGGACAUAGCAUUUGAAAGACACUAAUCUCUGCACUAAGGUUUUCUUUUAAUCACAUGCUCUGACUUUACAAAAAAAAAAAAAAAAAAAUUCCAGUUUUGUCACCAGUGUGUUAUCUUUGCAUGGCAGAAAUCUGAGCAAGAUUUUUUUUAAGAUAACUGCAAAAUAAACUGGUAUGUGGUCUGUUUACUAAGAGCGUGAGAACAGAGCUAAAAUACGUGUACUGCCAAUUUCAAAUUAAAUUCUACAUGCUCACCACUUGGUGGCAGCACUACGCAACAUUAAGACAGGAUCAAAAAAGACCUCAGCAGCUCUGACAUUUUUUUUUCUUUUUCCUGAAAAGGUUUACAGAGUUUGCCAACAUAUCUCGUCGUAACAGGUUUAUGAAAAACUUUAAUGUUAAAUACUCAAAUUAUGUGCACUGAAUUAAGCGAGCUGUAAACAUGUUUACCGGGUUUUCUUCAGGACUUAAGCAUUUAUAAAUGUUCCGCCAUGUACAGUUUGCUGUGGAGAGCAAAUAUGCCAAAACAAAAUGAUGUAAUCCUUCAGUAAAUCAUUCAUCAUUAAUAUAAACAGCCACUCGUGUGGGUGUGACGUUGGGCAAAAUGGUCAUAGUUGUGAUUUUUAGUGCAAUCCAAGGUCUAAAAGCAGAGAUGUGUGGUAUCGUGUUUGUUUGUGCAUGCUUGUGUCUGUACAGCCAGUCAGUUCUCACGUCACUAUCAUUAACUGAAUAUUUCUGGAUGUGUGGUUUGUGCAUUGAACUGGUGUGUCACGGGGUUGCCCUCUGAACUCCUGUUACUCCUUUCAGUCAGUAUAACUUCAACAUGAUCACUUCAUUAUUGACAACUUUUUGUAAUGUUGACAUGACACAUUUAUAGCAUCAUUUCCAGUGUUAUUUGGCAGUAUUUAUACAUUGGUGUCUUAUCAUUGUAAUUUAUUCUUUUAUUUAAUAAAUGCACUUCCUCAUGUUUUUAA